Ananas comosus (pineapple) is the source of this 1150-nucleotide messenger RNA. RefSeq lists its product as uncharacterized. The coding region runs from base 21 to 821 and encodes 266 amino acids. The transcript has 2 exons. Lineage: Eukaryota; Viridiplantae; Streptophyta; Magnoliopsida; Poales; Bromeliaceae. Gene Ontology annotation, biological process: regulation of photomorphogenesis. The record is from RefSeq and is a predicted model, not a curated record.
UUCUCCCGUGGUGCCAUUUAAUGGCGGCGUCGUCUCCCUCUCCCUCUCGCCCUAUAAAACGCGAAGGAAAUGGGAGGAGAGGAGGAGGGAGAAGAGAUACAACGCUUCGCCCUAAUUCGCGCUUAGGGUUUCUCUCCGCGGAUCGGAGCACAAGAGGGGAGCGAAGCUUCGUUGUCAUGUUCCCCGGCUCGAUAAAACGACCUGUAGACAGAGAUGCAGAUACACAGUUUUCUCGCUCGUCAGAAAAAUUGGCAGCCUCUACCAGUAAGAGGCACUUGAAUCCUGCAAAAGAUCUGAAUUUGGGUCAGAAUCCUUUCCAAUUUGAGGAUACAAAUAAUUCAAAUCCAGUUUCAUCAUUGGAAACCCCAGUAAAUCCAGAACUGAGCAGCAGGUGGGUCAAGCGCCUCAAAAGUAAUUAUUCGAAUUCUGUCGCGCUUAAUUCGGAGGGAGUAAAAGUCGAAAAUGGCCCACAGAGUGUAGAAAUACAUAACUUGUUUAGCAGAGCUCUUAAGAACAAAGGACCCAAGCCUAUUUUGAUGAAUUCUUUUGAAGAAGAGGCGGUGUUUGUUAAGGAAAAGCAGUCGCCAAAAGCCGGCCAGGGAUCUCUGGGAGUUCCAUUGAAGGAUAUGAAAUGUUGGAUUAAGAGAUGGUCGCGGAAUAAUUCUCAGAUAAUUCCGGAUAAGGAAAGAAUGGAAACAGCAACAAUGAGUGACGGAGAAGAAACGAAGGCGGUUUCUGAAAAAUGCGAAGCGAGGAAGUCUCCAAGUGCUGCAGCGAUGGCGAUGACAGGGAAUAAUGCAGAGAAAGUCCACUCCUGCUGAGUUCGAGAGAAGGUGCACUUCUGUUGUCUGGAAUGCAGGAGGGUUUUAAAAUUUAAAAUUUUAAGAAUGUCCAUGAAUCAAUUUAGUGGGAUGGGAGAAAUUUUCUUUUGGUUGCGAACUGCUGUAGCUGCAACAUGAAAUCAAUGGACGGGAUGUGGUUGCUCCGUAGUCGAGAUUCAAUCGAUUUGUGAAUGAAUCGGUAUGUAUUUGUAGUUCUGAUGCAUAUCUUGUUUGUCGUCUCAUUUGCUUUACCAUCUUCAUUAAUGAAGGCAUCGAAUUUUACAGCCGAUACUGUAAUUUCGAAAUAAACAAUCCUUUUCCCUUCUCAA